Molecule: messenger RNA, 522 nt
Organism: Cariama cristata (Red-legged seriema)
Lineage: Eukaryota; Metazoa; Chordata; Aves; Cariamiformes; Cariamidae
Product: copine-9-like
Exons: 5
Coding region: 208-522 (104 amino acids)
Biological process (GO): cellular response to calcium ion
Cellular component (GO): plasma membrane
Molecular function (GO): calcium-dependent phospholipid binding
Source: RefSeq, a predicted model, not a curated record
CCCCAGAACAACAACGUGGACAACCCCAGCUGCGCUGGCAUCGAGGGGGUGCUGGAGUCCUACCUGCAGAGCCUGCGUACCGUCCAGCUCUAUGGUCCCACCAACUUCGCCCCUGUCAUCAACCAGGUGGCUGGGACGGCUGCCCAGGUGACCGAUGGCUCGCAGUACCAUGUCCUCCUCAUCAUCACCGAUGGCGUCAUCUCUGACAUGCUGCAGACCAAGGAAGCCAUCGUCACCGCUUCCGCCUUGCCCAUGUCCAUCAUCAUCGUGGGAGUGGGUCCGGCUGAGUUUGAGGCCAUGGAGGAGCUGGAUGGUGAUGAGGUACGGGUGUCUUCCCGAGGACGCUACGCCGAGAGAGACAUCGUACAGUUUGUUCCGUUUCGGGAUUACGUGGAUGACUCGGGAAACCAAGUGCUGAGCAUGGCCCGCCUGGCCAAGGACGUGUUGGCUGAGAUCCCCGAGCAGCUGCUCUCCUACAUGAAGACCCGUGACAUCAAGCCUCGCCGGGCAGAUCCCCAGUAG